AUGCGGUCUUUCUUGUCUCUUUUUUCUUUCCUGCCUCUGCCUAUUGGCAACAGCAAACGCAGGAGACUCAUAGCUGCUGCUGCUGCUGCUGCUGCUGCAGCAAGCUGCUGCGUCCUCGCUGCUGCUCCCGCCCACCUCCAGGGGGCCCCAGCGGACCAGGGGGGCCCUCCCGCUGCUGCUGCACUUGCUGCAGCAGCUCACGAAACCAGGGCCCCCUCUCUGGGGGCCGAAGAGGCCCUUGUGCUUGGAGACGCCUCUUCGGAUGGGGGCCCCCCUAAUAGCCGGGACCCCCCGGAUUUGGGGGCCCCCCAUGAUUGGGGGGCUCCCAACGGUUGGGGGGCCCCCAGUGAUUGGGAAGGCCACAACUGGGGGGCCCCCAACGAGUUGGAGGCCCCUAAUGAUUUUGGGGGAUCUUCGGGGGCCCCCAGGGACCUGGAAGACCCCACCGGGUGGGAGCCUCAUGAAAUUCCGACUCCGUCUUCAGCUGCUGCUGCUGCUGCUGCUGCCGUGUCAGCAGCAACCGAAUCAGCGGGAGCGCCCUCGGAAGCAGGCGCAGCAGCGACGGAAGCAGCGGCCGCAGAAGAAGCGACAGCAGCACAGAGGACAGCAGCAGCAGAACAGACAGCAGCAGUAGAAGCAGCAGGGGACGGCGGGUCGACUGAUGCAGAAGCAGCAGGAGCAGCAGCAGCAGCAGUGGGAGCAGCAGAAGCCGAGGAGCCGUGUCCGUUCCUGAGCGCGUUUUUCGCGGCGCAGUCGCCGCCGACAGCAGCAGCGGCGGCGGCAGCAGCAGCAGCAGCAGCAGCAGCAGCAGCAGCAGCAGCAGGGGUCCCGCUGCUGGACGCAGAAGUGCCGCCUUCCUCCUGCUGGGUGUCGGCAGAGAAGGAACGCAUGCGGCUGGCAGCAGCGCAGCAAACUACGAAGCUGGUGUUGGCUUAUUCUUUAGAAGGGUGUCAGGUGGCAGCAGCAGCAGCAGACGGCGCUGCUGCAGCAGCAGAAGAAGUGGAGGUGCUGCACGGCCAAGAAGCCAGGUCAACAGCAGUUGCUGCACUAAAGUUCAAAGUGUCGCAGCUGCUGCGGCAGAAGCAGCUGAAGCACACGGAGGCGCUGCUGAGCACGGACUUGAUGCGGGCCGCAGCAGCAGUAGACCCUGCUGCUGCUGCUGCUGCUGCUGCUGUCAGCCCCGACGUCUCCGGCAUGGAAACUCGAUAUCUCUCAGCUUUGGAAAUGGAAAUAAUUACAAAACUUCCCGAAGGAGUUUCUCCAAACGAAGUCCUCAGCGUCACUCCGGAGAUUCCCUGCGUGCAGCGGGGCUUCCGGGACAGCAGCAAGUUCAUAGAAGAGCCGGACCCCCCCCCGCGGCAGCAGCAGCAGCAGCAGCAGCAGCAGCAGCAGCAGCAGCAGCAGCAGGAGGCGCAGGGGGAGUCGUUUGGUGCUGCGCGUCGGCUGCAGCAAGGCCCCGGCCUGCUGGAGCUGAGCCGUCUGGUGAUAGCCUCUGCAGCAGCGUCGGCGGCGCCGCCGCGCUCCGCAGCAGCAGCAGCAGCAGCAGCAGCAGCAGCAGCAGCAGGAGAGGCAGUGCCCCCGAACGACCCCUUCUUCGCGGACCAGUGGAACCUGCAGGAAGCCGCGCCCUUCGGCAUCAACGCGGAAAAAGUCUGGAGACUCUGGACCGGCAGCAGCAGACCAAUGGUCAUCGCAGUGAUCGACAGCGGCUGCGACUUGAACCACCCGGAGCUGCAGCGCAGCAAGUGGACCAACCCCGCGGAAGUGUGUGGCGACGGAGUGGACAACGAUAACAACGGCUUUGUCGACGACUGCCACGGAUGGGACUUCGUGGGGAACAGCGGCGAACUGCGCCCGGACGCGUCGGGGCACGGCACCGGCGCGGCCGGCGUGGUGGGCUCCGCCGCAAACAACGCCGUGGGCCUCGCGGGCGUCUGCUGGGGCUGCCGCAUAAUGUGUUUGAAGUUCAUCGGCAACGGCCAGGGCACCGUGGCCAACCAGGUGCAGGCCAUCGACUACGCAGUCAAAAUGGGCGCCUGGAUCAGCAACAACUCCUACGGCGGCUACGGAAAGGCGGACUUGGAGUUCGAAGCGAUACAAAGAGCCCAACGCGCGGGCCACCUCUUUAUCUCCUCCGCAGGAAAUCAUAACCUCAACACGGACAUGCCAGCCAACGACCACACGCCCUCGACCUACCCGCUUUCCAACAUAUUGAGUGUAGGAGCUUUAACUCCUGAGGGCCGCCGCGCUGCCUUUUCGAAUUACGGUGUACGUACAGUGCACAUCUUCGCCCCAGGCACAGGGAUCCCGACGACGGACGGGGCUUCAGGGUUCUCGACGGUGAACGGGACUUCGUUUGCAUGCCCCCACGUGGCGGGAGCAGCAGGAUUGAUUUGGUCAGCUUUUCCGAAUUUGACUUAUUUGGAAGUCAAAAGGGCUUUGAUGGAAAGCUGCAGACAAACCAAAGCCCUCAAGGGCCUUGCUGCCUGCGGCGGCAGCCUCGACGUCUACGGCGCGCUCGUCCUCGCCGCACACAUCUCCAGCGGCAUCCCGCUAGACAAAUCUGCCCUUAGUCGUGCGACAGCGCAGCUGCCGCCACCGCCUGAAGCAGCAGUAGCAGCAGCAGAAACAAAAGGGGCCACUGAAGCGCCAACGCAGCAGCAGCAGCAGCAGCCGCAGCAGCAGCAGCAGCUGCAGCAGAAGCAGCAGAAAUUUGAACCCAGAAACCCCUCACCAGCAGCAGCAGCACUUACUGGGAUUCAAAACCUUCCUAGAGACCCCCUGACUCUGCUGUCCUCAGUGAUGUUUGCUCCCCUGCCGCUCGUCGACGAUAACAGCAGCAGCAGCAACAGCAGCAGCAACAGCAACAGCAACAGCAACAGCAACAGCAGCAACAGCAACAGCAGCAGCGGCAAAAGCAGGCCAGGCCGCUCCUCCUUGUUGUCUCUUCUGCCUCUAGGCCCCAGAGAAGAAGCUGCUCUUGACGAAGAUAGUUUGCAGCAGCAGCAGCAGCAACUGCAGCCAACAACAUCCAAUGCUGCUGCUGAACCAGCCAAGCACACUGAAGCCUUCAACUUGACGAUGUUCUCUCUGCAGCAGCAGCUGCUGCAUCCGCAGCAGCAAUUGCUGCAGCCCCAGCAAGCGUCGCAGCAACAACAGGAGCAGCAGCAGCUGCAGCAUCCGCAAAACCAGCUGCACCAGAUGCCCAAGCAGCAGCAGUUGCUGCAGCAGCAGCCGCUCAAGCAAACGCAGCUGCAGCAGCCGCAACUCCACCAAACACAACUGCAGCAGCAGUCACUUGAACAGCAGCAGCUGCAGCAGCCGCAGCUGCAGCAGCAGCAACUGCAGCAGCAGCUCCACCAGCAGUAUUUGCAGCAACUGCAGCUGCAGCAGCUGCCACAGCUGCAGCAGCAACAGCAGCAACUGCAGCAACAACAACUGCAGCAGCAACAACUGCAGCAGCAACAACUGCAGCAGCAACAACUGCAGCAGCAAAUCCCGCAGCAGCAACUGCAACAGCAGCAGCUGUCACAGCAGCAGCAACUGCAGCAGCAACAGAUGCAGCAGCCGCAGCUGCAGCAGUUGCUCUUCCGACAACCGCAGCCACUGCAGCAGCUGCUGCAGCAGCAGCAACUAAUGGCGCGGGAGCCACAGCUGCUACAGAUAGAGGCGCUAUCCAACGAGAAGCUGAACGAGGGGCUGCAGCAGCAGCAGCAACAGCCAAUGCUUCCGCAGCAACAACCACUGCUUCAGCAGCAGCAGCCGCUGCUGCAGCAGCAGCUGCUCCCGCAGCAGCAAUUGGUCUCGCAGCAGCAGCUACUUCCGAGCCAAAAGCUUUUGUUACAGCAACAGAAGUUGUUGCAACAGCAGCAGCUGCUUCAGCAACAGUUGCUACAGCAGCAGCAGCAAAUUGCAGCUGGAGUAUCCAUUGAGUCGGCUUCUCAGGAGCAGCAGCAGCUCCUGCAGCAGCACCAAUUAGUGAAGCAGCAGUUGCAGCAGCAGCAGCAGCAACUCGCAGCUUUACUAUCGAUUGAUUCAGCUUCUCAGGAACAGCAGCCUAUGUUGGAGUCCGACGUGCUGCAGGAGAAUCUGCUGCAGCAGCAGCGGCUGCUGCAGCUGCAGCAGCAAGAGCAGCAGAAAAAACUCCUACAGAUGCAACAGCAGCAGCUGCAGCUGCAGCAGCAGCUGCAGCAGCAGCAAUUAUUGCAGCAGCAGCAGCAGAAAGCAAGCCAUAUGAAAGCCCUGCGACAUGGCUCUCAAGCGCAGCAGCAGCCCCCGCAGAAGCAGCAGCAGCAGCAGCAGAAGUCGCAGCAGCAGCAGCAACUCAGUCUCCAGCAGCAGCUGCUGCAGCUCUGGAAGCAGCCGCAAGAACUUCUCUUCUCAGGUUCUUUGCCUUCCUCAGUCUUGCGUUUGCUGCCUUUUGCGGAGACCCCAGCCCAGGAGGGGCUAAGGAAGGGCAGCAGCAGCAGCAGCAGCAGCAGCAAAACAUUACUGCAGCUUGUUUAG
Molecule: messenger RNA, 4506 nt
Organism: Eimeria tenella
Lineage: Eukaryota; Apicomplexa; Conoidasida; Eucoccidiorida; Eimeriidae
Product: subtilase family serine protease, putative
Exons: 6
Coding region: 1-4506 (1501 amino acids)
Biological process (GO): proteolysis
Molecular function (GO): serine-type endopeptidase activity
Source: RefSeq, a predicted model, not a curated record